Messenger RNA from Bufo bufo (common toad), 6072 nucleotides. It is a transcript of the gene TRIM37, whose product is annotated as tripartite motif containing 37. Gene Ontology annotation, biological process: protein autoubiquitination; negative regulation of centriole replication. Gene Ontology annotation, molecular function: tumor necrosis factor receptor binding; ubiquitin protein ligase binding; zinc ion binding. The record is from RefSeq and is a predicted model, not a curated record. The transcript is spliced from 25 exons. Gene Ontology annotation, cellular component: peroxisome; aggresome. Bases 165 to 3203 code for a protein of 1012 amino acids. Lineage: Eukaryota; Metazoa; Chordata; Amphibia; Anura; Bufonidae.
UCUCAGUAACCAGCCGCGGUUCAACAUGGCGGCCGGCGUCUGGACGUGCUGAACGGCAGCGCUGUUGUUUUCCUCCUCCCUCCGCCAUUCUCAGCGCACACGGCGGCAGGGAGCGUUUACUGUGCCUCCACGACCCCCUGACGCUCCCCUUCCCCGGCUGCUGCAUGUCUGCAGCUGAAAGGGGGCGUUUUACUGAUAAUUUCUUCACCUGUCUCUGCAGCACCAUCAAGUACCUGACCUAUUUCAGGUCCAGGAAGAAAUCUCUUCAGUACUGCAAGAUCAAAGACCCCAAACUGGAGGAGAUGGACGAGCAGAGCGUGGAGGGUAUAGCGGAGGUUUUCAGAUGUUUCAUCUGUAUGGAAAAGCUAAGAGAUGCCCGCCUCUGUCCACACUGCUCCAAACUCUGCUGCUUUAGCUGUAUUCGGAGAUGGCUUACUGAACAGAGAGCUCAGUGCCCCCACUGCAGAGCUCCCUUGCAACUCAGGGAGUUGGUUAAUUGCCGAUGGGCCGAAGAAGUUACACAACGUCUUGACACACUACAGUUAUGCAGCCUUAACAAGCAUGAGGAAAAUGAGAAGGACAAAUGUGAAAAUCAUCAUGAAAAGCUCAGCGUGUUUUGUUGGACUUGUAAGAUCUGCAUCUGCCAUCAAUGUGCGCUCUGGGGAGGGAUGCACGGAGGACACACUUUCAAGCCACUUGCAGAAAUUUACGAGCAGCAUGUUACUAAAGUAAAUGAAGAGGUGGCCAAGCUUCGGCGACGGCUAAUGGAAUUAAUUAGUCUUGUUCAAGAAGUGGAGCGAAAUGUUGAGGCUGUACGAAGUGCUAAGGAUGAACGAGUUAGAGAAAUCCGCAACGCAGUGGAGAUGAUGAUCGCCAGACUUGAUACUCAGCUCAAAAAUAAGCUCAUCACACUUAUGGGUCAGAAAACCUCUCUAACCCAAGAAACUGAACUUCUGGAAUCACUUCUGCAAGAAGUAGAACAUCAGCUUCGAUCUUGCAGUAAGAGUGAACUCAUCUCAAAGAGUCCAGAGAUUCUUAUGAUGUUCCAGCAAGUUCACAGAAAACCCAUGGCUUCCUUUGUCACCACCCCAGUACCACCAGAUUUCACAAGUGAACUUGUUCCUUCCUAUGAUUCAACUACAUUUGUGCUGGAAAACUUCAGCACUCUCCGCCAGCGUGCUGACCCUGUAUACAGUCCUGCUUUACAAGUGUCAGGCCUCUGUUGGAGACUAAAGGUUUAUCCAGAUGGUAAUGGAGUUGUGAGGGGCUACUAUUUAUCUGUCUUCCUUGAACUUUCUGCUGGCCUUCCAGAGACCUCGAAGUAUGAGUAUCGUGUGGAAAUGGUACAUCAGUCUUCCAAUGAUCCUGCUAAAAACAUCAUUCGAGAGUUUGCAUCCGAUUUUGAAGUAGGCGAGUGCUGGGGAUAUAACCGCUUCUUUCGUCUGGACUUACUCGCUAACGAAGGCUAUCUGAACCGUGCAAAUGACACUGUCAUUUUACGAUUCCAGGUUCGCUCCCCUACAUUUUUCCAGAAGAGUCGGGACCAGCACUGGUACAUCUCUCAGCUGGAGGCAGCACAGACCAGUUAUGUGCAACAGAUCAACAAUUUGAAGGAAAGACUUGCUAUUGAACUGUCAAGAAACCAGAAAUCCAGAGGUAUAUCUCCACCAGACAAUCAUCUCAGCCCCCAGAAUGAUGAUAGUCCGGAAGCCAGGUCCAAAAAGACAGAAGCAAAUCUAGAGGCUACUUUACCUACUCCAAGAGAGGCCGAGGAGGAUGAUGAUAAAAUCCUUCAUGAUGUCUUUAAUCAGCAAGAUCUGUCUGAUGGGGACUUAGAUGUGGACCUGGCGGGGGAGGAUGAAGUAAACCACUUAGAGGGAAGCUGUUCCUCUGCCAGCUCCACUGCCACCAGCAACACAGAAGAAAAUGAUAUUGAUGAAGAGACCAUGUCGGGUGAAAAUGAUGUGGAGUAUAGUAGUAAUAUGGAUUUGGAAGAAGGAGAAUUGAUGGAGGAUGCAGCUGCUUCUGCUGGUGCCGCAGCGAGUGGACAUACCUAUGGUAACAGUAGAACCUCAAGACGCACUGGAACCAACUUGAGCGCCUCCAGUAGCAGUAGUUUAUUGGACCUGGAUCCUCUUAUACUUAUUCAUUUACUGGACCUUAAAGACCGAAGUAGUGUCGAAAAUCUUUGGAGUCUGCAACCUAGGCCUCCCGCUUCAAUCUUCCAGUCUUCAGGAUCCUGUUCUCGCAAAGACAGAGAGGCACGCACACAACAGACAUCAUGGCGCGUGUCUCCAGACUUCAAGAUGCUGAAGAGGUACAAGUCUCAGGUCCUUGAGGUGCGCAGCAAGCUUUCUGCUGUGAAGAGCCAGAUAUGUGAAGUCAGGAGCAGUAGUGCUGGGCCUAAUGAAGGCCAAACAAAUGGCAAUGGGGAGCUGGACGCCUUAGCAACCGGAAGUGGGGACGGAUGUAGCAAGUUACAGGAACUCGGAAUGGAGUUGCUUCGAAAAUCUUCUCUAGCAAGCUGUUACGUGAGAAACACAUCCACCAAAAAAUGUAAUUCCCCCAAGCAUUCACGAACCAGUGAAAGAGCGGGAAGUCUUUCUUUACGGAGAGCAGUUGACAAUGGGGACAGCAGUCAUCGUGCCAAAGGAGAAUGCCAAGCUCCAGCUGAAGCUUGUGGCACUAGCGCCAAGAACAGCAGCAGACAUGGAUCACCAAGAUCUCUAGGUAAUGGAAGUCCUGAGAUACCAUCCAGCUCUAAGGCAGAAGAUAGACAGCCUGACCUCCUCAGUGCCGAAAUCCAAGCCAUGUGCCUGGAGAAGUCUAGAAAAAUUGUUACAUUGGGAUCAAAUUCAAAAGGAUGGAGUGUAAAGGAUACUGUACAGCCUGGAAGCUUAGACAGUGAUCAAGAUGCAGGUGAAAUUAACCCUAUGAUUUCAGAAGGAGUUUCAUCGUAUCCAGAUGAAGCUGGUUUAUGCUCCAAGCAUGUUCUUCACAUUUUGCCAGGAAUGAGUAGUGACAGCGACAUUGAGUGUGACACUGAAAAUGAAGAGCAGGAAGAGAGUAUAACCUGUGGCAGUUUUAAUGACCCUUUCGCAGCACAGCCUUCUGGUGACGAUCAAUCCUGUCCUUUUCCAGAUGACAACAAUAUAAGCUCAGAAGACCUUCAUUUUGCUGCUGGAGACAACGGUGGAAGGUAAUCGGUGAGAACGUUAAGACAUCUCCAACUGAGCUGAAGACCACAAAACACUAGGAAAUUUAAGACUUCAUCCAAUCUAGGGUGCAUGUUCACUGCUGUAACAUAUUUAUAGAAGCAAGGAUGCUACUCGGCACUACACACAAGUCCUUAAUCAAAAGUUGUCACGGGCAGUAAAUAUGCAGGAUUAGUCCAGUGCGUCCGGCAUGGAAAUCAUUAUGUACAAUUGGAAUGUAAAUCAUUCCAUGCUUUCACUGUAUGCACCAGGCAAGAAACACUUGAUGGUUGUCUCUUCUUUGGAAGUCCUAGGUGGCUGAUGUAUGAAAAGAACAUCUUGUAAAAAGCAUUUAUGCAUGAUCUCCAGGCAGAUAGUGGUUUGCUAGACUUGGCUGACAGAAGCUAUACCACGCUGGGACUGUCCAUAGCUUUUGUGAGGACAGUACAGUAAAUCUAUACGAGGUCAUAGCCGAGGACACAUUCUCGCGUUCUUAGAGAUGUUUAAUAAUUGAGAUAAAAAUCCAUGACAAACAUUGACUUUCCGGUACAGCACUGCACUAAUCCUAAAGAAAGCUCAAUUCUUUCUCAUUUGCAUGGCUGCCACAGGAGUGUGAUCUGUAUAAUAUUUAAUAAAAUUGUCAUUUUUAGGUUCUGCGUCUCCAGAAAUACUAAGGGCAAUAGCGAACGGCUUCUCCCUUUUAAGAAAAACUGUAAUGUUAUCAAGACAUUCUUAGUAGAUAGGUGCUAGAAGACAACCAGCAAUAAAUACACUUGCAGCUUGAUUUACAGUAUUUAUAUAGCUAAGUAUAUUCAACCCUUCAGGUCCACAUUUGUUAAAUCUCUCUUGACCUGCAGUGCAACUAUGUGCCUUCACGUGUAAGCAAAGAAAUUGUAAUAAGGAAGACCUUCUGAUUGGGAGAGGUAGAAAGAUGCAGUCUACCAGGGUAUGUAGCUUGUAAACCAGUCUCCAUAGUACAUACUGUAGCAGGCUCCCUUCUAUGGAUUAAGCGGAUUAAACGGAGUACACGAUUUGCUCAGUUUGUGAUAUAUUUCAUGCACAGAUUUCAGGAGCCCUGUCUACAAUGGCACACUUGUCUGACUGUGUUUUAAUGCACAGAUAUCUUGUAAUCAGUUGGAACAUUUAGACAUCUCCAACUGAGCUGAAGACCACAAAGUGCUAGAUACCUUCUCCAUUAUGUAAAUGCAUAUUUACUUCCCUGAAGCUGGUAUCAACUCUGAGACCACGUUACUGCAAAUGUAUCACAAGCUUAGAGCACCUAUUCCUCUUGGUUACAGGAGUAUUCCUGACGUUUAUGGUUUCUGUGACUGCUUAGACGCCCCCCCCCCCAACUGAUCACAAGGACAGGGUUUUGUUGUCGCCCUUGCUCACUGUAGCAGGACAGAGGAGACUUUAGUGGUGAACUCUCCAUUAUAGUCUAUGGGCAAGUCUUUUCCCCCUGCUACUGACUUGUAAUAAGGAAAACGGGGUACAAGACCUCUGUUGUGAUCUGUAGAGGUUACCACCUUAACUCUAUCCAUACAAACCUGAAGAAUCCCUUUAAGACUCCAAGCUAUAUUCAGCUCCCAUUAGGAUGAAUAUAUAAUAUACUGUAUAUAUAAACCUAUUGACAGUUUCUCCCUGUUGCAGUGUAUUCAUUUACUAUAUGAAGGGUUAAUGUUGUCAGUACUGCCGCCUGUAGACAAGCUUUUGUCAGGGUGUCACAUGGUACAAAUUAGUCAUUAAAAGGGUUCUGCAGUUUUUUUAAACUGAUCUAUCCUCUGGAUAGAUCAUCAGCAUCUGAUCGGCGGGGGUCCGACACCCGGGACCCCUGCCGAUCAGCUGUUUAAGAAGGCAGCCGUGCUGGCAGUAGUGCCGUGGCCUUCUCGCUGUUUACCGCUGGCCCAGUGACGUCACGACUAGCAUCAAUGGCCUGGACGGGGCUAAGCUCCAUUCAAUUGAACAUAGCUUGGCCCCGCCCAUGCCAUUCAUACUAGUCGUGACGUCACUGGGCCUGCGGUAAACAGCGAGAAGGCCGCGGCGCUACUGCCAGCGCCACUGCCUUCUCAAACAGCUGAUCGGCAGGGGUCUCGGGUGUCGGAUCCCCGCUGAUCAGAUGCUGAUCUAUCCAGAGGAUAGAUCAUCAGUUUAAAAAAACUGCAGAACCCCUUUAAACAUCAUUCAUUGCGGUUUACCGGUGUUAUUCACCUGCAACAUUCAAGAAAAGGAAAAAUGUCCAUUUCCAGGAUAUGACUCACUAGAUGAGACAUUGUACAGCUCUUAUUGUAUAGUAACUAUUAUCCUGUUACCAUUCCAUUUCACAGGCCACCACCCAUCGAGGCUUCCAGUGCAGUUACCCAUAGUGCAUAGACUACUUUUAGGUUUAUGUAGAGAGCACCUUUAAAUUUAUUGUCCCUAGGGUAAGAAUAUGUGUCACCGGUAGGUUAGAUACUGAUCCCUCUGGACACAUUCCUCCUGGAUACUGAAUUAUUUAUUUCACGUUUUUAUAGCUUUUUUUUUUUUUUUUCUCAGAAAAUAUUAAGCAAAAUAGUAAAAGACAUAACUGUGUCAGUGGUGAUAUUCUUCAGUAUGAUCUUAAGUGGUUUUACAUUUAACAUGCUAAAAGGCUAUAGAGAAGUUUAUUCCUUGCUGAACAAGUGAGCAAUGACCUUGCCAAACCCGUCGCUGCUGUUUGUAGCAUCCGAGCUGCUGUUUGCAUUGUUGUUAUUGCCUGAAAUAUGGUACUUCUGUAACUAAAUAUGAUGUGUAGUCUCGUCCACUGUCCUUUUAUUUGUGUGUCUGUUUUUUAAUCUGUUUUAUUUUGAACCGAAUGAAACUUUUUGUUGCACUUUGUUAAUAAAAUGGAACCUCUAAAUUU